CUUUGACACCUUCAAACUGUCCUGUAAUCUCAAGUCUUUCAAAAGACAGCCGAGGCAAGAUGAAGAAAUCUUUGCUCUUCUGUGGGCUUCUGGCCGGGCUUUGUGGGGCUAUUCUUGUGACAGCUCAGGAUGAAAAUGAAGAUGAAGGGAGAAUUCUUAUUGACAACAAGUGUCAAUGUGUCCGAGUGACUUCAAGGCUAGUUCCUUCACCAGAUAAUCCAGGCGAGAAGGUUGUGGAGAGAAACAUUCGACUCAUUGUCCCCCUGAAGAACAGAGAGAACAUUUCUGAUCCCACUUCUCCCGUGAGAACCACCUUCGUGUACCGGCUGUCUCAACUCUGUAAAAAGUGUGACCCCAUCGAGGUGGAGCUGGACAAUGAGGUUGUUGCUGCCUCCCAGAGCAAUCAGUGUGGCGAAGACAGUGAAACCUGUUACACUUAUGACAGAAACAAGUGUUACACGUCGACUGCCCCUCUUUAUUUGGAAGGGCAGACCAGAAUGGUGACAACAGCGUUGACGCCUGAGUCCUGCUAUGCCGACUAACGUAAAACCUCCACUGACCGAAAUACCUCCCUGCCUGGCGUAGAGCUCUUGCUUCCAUCUUGUAACUACAUUUUUAUGACCCACAAGCAUAUGGCCACAAAUACCUGUUUCUAGAGUGUUCCACAUCCCAUUUUUUUUCUGUCCCAUUACACUGGUGUAAUCCUUGGGAAGGAAUUCUCUGGUAACCCAUCUGUAGGGUGAGAUCUCAACUUCCCUCUAGGUCCACAUUCAUUAAACUCAAUUUUUCCCUGCGCCCACUGCUUAUCCUAGUCCCCAGAAACAUGAAGAAUGAAUUUCCUCAAAUUUGUAAGUCACACAGAUAAGAGUAGAGCUGAUGACAUCAUCUUCAAGAAUGACAAAUUGGAAGGUACAGGAAAAUGUUGAUUCUCUCUCUCUCUUCCUCUCUCUCUCUCUCUCUCUCUUUUUCUUUCUCUCUCUCCCUCUCUCCCUUUGCUUUGCACAUGCCAAUUUAUUUUGCCGAAAAGAAUGCAUCUCUGUGCUAUUGAGGAAAUACAUAUGCAAAUAUAAUUGCAGCUGAUGCUGUUAUUAGCAAUAUACUAAUUGGUAGAUAUCGAUACAUUUAAAAGUAUUUAUAGGUGUGAAAACGAUAUCAAAUAAGAUUCGCAGUGUCACAUGGAACAGCUAUGGACAUAUUUUCCCCCAAAACAAAGUGGUUGGCAGUUAUGCUGUAUAAAUAAUCAGUUUUAAAAAUGAUUCAUUUUAGGAUUAGUAAUUCAGGUCACCAGACCCCAUUUCUUAUCCUAUUUUUCUUUCUAUGUAAAAGCAAAAAUUCUAAUUUAAUGAAAAAUGAAUUAAUAUCAGAACACUGAAGUCCCUGCGUUGCCAUCUGUUAUGGCAAAUAUCUUGUGUCUUGCUUUCAUCCAGGGAAUGCCCUGGAUAAUGCAGAAUUGUCUUCUUCUUCUUCUUCUUCUUCAUCGUCAUCAUCAAAAACGUUUGAAGGAUCCUCAAGUUAUUUGAAAAAUUCUGGUCUGAAAUAAUCCAUGUUGUGAUUCAUUAAUCUUUAAGCAAUAUGUAUUUCUAGAAAUGCAUCCUCUAGCAUUGCUUUAACAAUUAAAUCAUUUCAGAAGCA
Messenger RNA from Vombatus ursinus (common wombat), 1632 nucleotides. It is a transcript of the gene JCHAIN, whose product is annotated as joining chain of multimeric IgA and IgM. Gene Ontology annotation, biological process: humoral immune response. Lineage: Eukaryota; Metazoa; Chordata; Mammalia; Diprotodontia; Vombatidae. The coding region runs from base 60 to 542 and encodes 160 amino acids. Gene Ontology annotation, cellular component: pentameric IgM immunoglobulin complex. The transcript has 4 exons. The record is from RefSeq and is a predicted model, not a curated record. Gene Ontology annotation, molecular function: immunoglobulin receptor binding.